Molecule: messenger RNA, 921 nt
Organism: Trichomonas vaginalis G3
Lineage: Eukaryota; Parabasalia; Trichomonadida; Trichomonadidae
Exons: 1
Coding region: 1-921 (306 amino acids)
Source: RefSeq, a predicted model, not a curated record
AUGUUAUCUUUCUUUUUCUCUUUAUCUCGGUCAGCAUGCGAUUUAUCGAUAAGCCCAGAUGCAGGACCGAUUCUUGGAUGCUAUUGUCCUUCAAAAGGCAAAACAAUAUGUGUUAAUUCAACAAAACCUCAGUAUUUUCUGGUUUUCAACAAAUUAAAUAACAGAACAGUGAUAAAACACUAUCACGCAUAUAACAAAGACGAUGAAUCAUACUUUGACUAUGAGGCUCUUCAGUCAUCUUUAUUAUACGCGAUUAGAACAAAAUCUCUCAAAAACUCUUUUGAUUUCACAAUACUUGAAGAUUCAUGUCAAUGCAUUUCAACAUUUUCGAGCGAACAGUGUCCAGAUGGAGUGCUUUUAUUAAAUGGAAAUACUCAAUACAUUGAUUUGCCGUCAUCUUAUUAUACAUACUUCGAUAUUUCGUAUACAGUUAAGAAAUGCAUAUUCAUAUCUGAUCCUAAACCUUUUUCAAUACAAGGCGCUUUCCAAUCCAUAAAUCCAAAUGAUCAAAUUUGCAUUCAUCAAAAUGGUAAAAUGGAUUGUUACAAAUCAUUGCAGCCGUUCAAUUAUAGCAAUACCAUAAAUAAUUUAACUGCUUUGAUUCAAUUUAAUUUUGAAAAUCUUGAUUCCAGUCGAUCUUUUCAAUUAUACAUCAACGGAACCUCCGAACCUAAAUCGAUUUACUACGGUGUAAUGGAUACUGAUCCAUUUACUCCAAUUCCUCUCCCAACGCAAUAUAUUUACGUUGAAAAACUGUCACUAACACCUCUUAUUGCCCUUAGUACGUCAGUUGUAUUCUUCAUGAUAUCCUGCGCUAUUUUAUUAAGGGCAAACAUGUGUUUUGGAAAAUGUACAGGAAAUGACAGUUUAGUUGACGGUAUGGCUAAGAUGCCAAGUGAGCUCAUUAGAAGUCAACAAUAG